UGCCACGCUUGCUGGGGUGCCAUGGGGACACUGCCCCAUGCCAGGGGAUGCUCCGGAGCCCCUGAUCCAGUGGGAGGUGUCCCUGCCCAUGGCAAGGGGUGGGAUUGGAUGGGCUUUGAGGUCCCUUCCAACCCAAACUGUUCUCUGAUUCCCUGCUUCCAUGGCGCUUGCAGCCCUGCUGCGUGUGCAGCCACCACUGUGGUGAGCAGCAUCCUCCCUUCCCGACCAACCACAUCCUCCCCUCCAAACCCCGCUGGCUUGGCCCGGCCGUGCGGUCUCCGCUGCUGAGGUGGCACCGAUCUCCUGGGGGGUGACAGGGUGACAUCUCCUGCUGCAUCCCACCGGCUGCGCCACCAGGGUGCCCAGGGACCCCCCGCAUAUUUUAAGGGGGGGCUCAGCAUGGGAGGAAGCCACCAGCCUUGGCCGAGGGCAUCGUGGCGGCAAGAGGAAGCGACGGCGGCUGCCGGUGCCUCGCGACGGCGCGAGGACAGCCACCCGGUGCCAUGCCGGUGACGGUCACCCUCGCCGGUCCAGCGCCGUGGGGCUUCCGCAUCACUGGAGGAAGAGAUUUUGGGAAGCCCAUCACCGUCUCCAAGGUGAUGGAGCGUGGGAAGGCGGCCGCGGGCGACCUCCGCCCAGGGGACACCAUCGUCUCCAUCAACGGGGAGAGCACAGCCGAGAUGCUCAACGUGGAGGCGCAGAAUAAGAUCAAACAGAGCCUGGCGCAGCUCCAGCUGCAGGUGGAGAGGUCCCCAAUGUCACCUCUCAGCCACACCAAUGGGGACACCUCACCGGAGAUGCUCUCCACACGCUUCCAGGCAGCGCUGCGGAUGCAGGAUGAGAACCAGGGUACCCCGAGAGCCUCCUGCUCCAACCCAGCAUCCCUCAUCCCCCUGCCCGGCAGCGCAAGCUCACAGCCCCUGGAGGAGGAGCAGCUCGCCCGUCCAGGCCUCCAGCAGAAUCGAGGAAGCUUGAGCUGCCAGAACAGCUCGCAGGGGUCGGUCCUGCCCCCACCCCCGCGCCCCCCCUCACCGGGGGCCCCCCCAAACCCCUGGGAGUUGUACAGAGAGCGGCGCCGCUCUUCAUCCUCUUCCAGCCCCUGCCACAGCCUGGGCUCGGAGCCGGCCAUGCGUCGCUUGGAAGAGGAUUCCGAGGUCUACAAGAUGCUGCAGGAGAACCGGGAGCUGCGGGCGGCCCCGCGCCAAUCCAGCACCUUCCGCAUGCUGCAGGAGGCUCUGGAAGAGGAGGGCGGAGCCCCUUUUCCCAGCCGGCUCUCGCCCAGCGCCCGGAAACCCACGGCCGGAGUGCAGAAAGUGCACAUCUGCGAGAAGUGCGGCAGCACCAUCGCGACGCAGGCGGUGAGGAUCCAGGACGGCCGUUACCGGCACAUAUCCUGCUACGCCUGCGCCGACUGCGGCCUCAGCCUGAAGCUGCGGGGCCACUUCUGGGCUGGCGAUGAGCUCUACUGCGAGAAACACGCCCGGCUGCGCUACCAGGGGGGUCCCCCUGCCCCCCAUGUGCCCCCCAAUGCCUGAACCCCCACCUCAUCGCUCCCAUAUCCCAUCGCUCCCUGUAUCCCAGAUCUCCCAUCACCCCAUGGCUCCCCACAUCCCAUAUCCAUGGCUCCCAUCGUCCCAUGGGGGAAGCUGGGUGCCUGCACCCCCUUGUCACCCCCCACCCCCCAACCCAGGACACCCCUUUGGGGGGGAUCGAGGGCAUCACCGGGUUGUGGAUGGGGGGGAUGCGCUCUUCCCCUCACACGUGUGAUGAGUUGGUGCCGUUCUCAGCCCGGGCUGAGA
This is a messenger RNA of Cuculus canorus (common cuckoo), 1799 nucleotides long. It is a transcript of the gene PDLIM2, whose product is annotated as PDZ and LIM domain 2. The transcript has 10 exons. Gene Ontology annotation, molecular function: muscle alpha-actinin binding; actin binding. Gene Ontology annotation, cellular component: stress fiber; adherens junction; filamentous actin. Bases 504 to 1535 code for a protein of 343 amino acids. Gene Ontology annotation, biological process: heart development; muscle structure development; actin cytoskeleton organization. Lineage: Eukaryota; Metazoa; Chordata; Aves; Cuculiformes; Cuculidae. The record is from RefSeq and is a predicted model, not a curated record.